Molecule: messenger RNA, 386 nt
Organism: Staurois parvus
Lineage: Eukaryota; Metazoa; Chordata; Amphibia; Anura; Ranidae
Source: the annotation of a GenBank genome assembly
AUGGGGCCCCCAGGCAAUAGGGAAUCAUGGGGCCCCUGUGUCCUUUUUUAUUCCCAAACUCAAAAAAGCCUAUGAAAAAGGUACCAGGGGCAUCUCAUGGGGCCCCCUACUGAUCCCGGGCCCCUCGUUUCCAAAUGGUCAGUCUGCCCCUGGUUGGAAGGGGGUGAAUGUGUCCGGACCAGGGGCGGACUGACAACUCAUGGGGCCCCCGGGCAAUAGGGGAUCAUGGGGCCCCUGUGUCCUUGCCCAAACUCAAAAAAGCCUAUGAAAAAGGUACCAGGGGCAUCUCAUGGGGCCCCCUACUGACCCCGGCCCCCUGGGCCCGCGAGUUUCCAAAUGGUCAGUCCGCCCCUGGUCCGGACUGCAAGUGGUUAAAGUGUAUUGAG